UUGAUGUCAAAGCUUGUUACUGUUAAAGUUUCAAAGGAAGAAUCAACGGUCUUUUUUUUUUUCUUCUUCUAAGAGAUUUUUAGAUAAAGCAUUCAUAAGAAAAAGCUGUGUCUCUAAAUGCGAUUGGUGGUUCAAAGAUGAGGAAUGCAUUAAUGGUGUUUCUUUUGUUUUUUCACUGUUGUAGUGAAGCUUCUGGUUUGGGUGUUCUGGUUUUAGAUAAUAGGGUUCUUGACUCUUGGGGUUGGCAGAAGAGAAAUAUUAUAAUAAUACUCUUUGUUUUCACAACCCCUGAAAUUGGAGGGAAAGUGCCAUGUGGUGAGCUCAGAUGUCUGCACAUGGCUUCUCUCAUUUCCAAGCUUUGAGACUGUAAAUCAAAUUAUCAAUACAGGGAAAACAAAGGGUUUUGUGGUUUCCAAGAGAAUCAGUUGCAGUAGGGAAGACCACCUGAUUUGUGUGUUUAAUAUAUAUAGUAAAGCAAUUGGGAGGCUUUUGGGAAUUGGUGAUGAGUGAAGUGUGAAUGAGAGAAACAGCCUAGAAAUUUAGUCUUAUUUUGCACAGUCCAAAUUAUGUAAUCCAAUAACAUUUUUUUUAUAUUCAACUUGCAUAUGCUUCCUCUUUCGCAAACCACUCCCUCUUUCCCUUGAGCAGAUUGGUAUUACAGGCAAAACUGGCUACCUGGUUUUCCUUCUUUCCCUUUUGGGUACUACUAUUUAGAUGAACUGCUGAUUCAUACAUCAUCUCCUACUAAAACCCCUUCUUAUUUUCCUGGGUUUUUUUUUAUCUAUGAAACCCCUUCCUUAUUUUGGAUAUGUGUCUUCUUGCUUCUGCAUAUGCCCUUUAUUCUGAAAAUCUAGAACUAAGUUUACAAGUUCAUCCAUAUAUGCUCUUCUCUGAUCUCACAGCCUGAAACCUUGCUUUUUUUUCCUUGUAUAGUUAACCUUAGUGAUAUAUAAGAGCCUUUUUUUUUUUCUAGUCCAUGGAGUUGGGACAUGAUCAAAUGGGUACUUGUUUGUUUCUCCUCAAAAACCCAGUGUCAUGGGUUGUCGUUCUUGCCCCACUGAUAACAUCUGCUAGCUUUUUUAUCUUUGGGUCCUUAUCCAUCUUCUUCACAUCUACAGUGUUGAUCUUGUCAACUGUUGUCUUCAUAUUAUCUAAGAGGAAACUGAAGUUGGUGGUGGAAUCAGUGGAAGAGGAUAUUCAUAAAUCUGUUGAGGAAAGGUCACCUCAAAUACAGCCUGAAGGUGAACUUAAUAAGCAAAACUCAAAAGAUCAGGAAGGUGCUUCAUAUGAUCAUCAGAUCCAUGACUGCAUAGCCAAAUCACCAGAUGUCCUGUCUGAAAACGAAUGCGUUAAUGAUGAUCAGUUGUCAACCACUGAAGACUCCGAAGUGGACUGGUCGUUCCGGGAUAACAGGGAUGGAACCCCAGAUUGGUCGGACGACGAGGAUAGUCUCAUUGAAAUCUCCCUUCCAGGAGGACAAUACCAGCCAAACAAUAAGUACGGUAGUAUGCAGCAGAAAUUGCCGGAAUUCAUGCCGGAAUCUAUUUUCCAGCAACGGAGUUUAAUGGAGCUUUUAGCAGAGUUGAACGACAUGAAUGAGGAGGAAAACCUGAUAGAGAUUGACAUAUCCAUGGGCUCCAUCAAGUAUUCAAGGUUUGAGAUUGAAGCUUAAUUAAGAUUACAUUUCUAUUUACCAAAUGUUCCAAGUGUCUUCUUCUUCUUUUUUUUUCUCUUUUUUGAUCCAUAUGGAUUUGGUGUAACUUUUACAAGUUUAGAAAUCUAAUAUCCCAGCAAUAUUAUAUGCUGCCAUGUCAUGUGCUAAUAUUAUUCAGAACUUUGGAUACCCUCCGAUAAAGAACUUGUGGUACUGCAUCACCCUUAAUGCUCAUUAAAGUAAUCAAAAGUAGACAGUUUGAUGGA
Messenger RNA from Gossypium raimondii (Peruvian cotton), 1920 nucleotides. RefSeq lists its product as hypothetical. The coding region runs from base 977 to 1672 and encodes 231 amino acids. The record is from RefSeq and is a predicted model, not a curated record. The transcript has a single exon. NCBI's taxonomy places the organism in Eukaryota, Viridiplantae, Streptophyta, Magnoliopsida, Malvales, Malvaceae.